AAUUGAAACCAGCCCUAAGCUCCUUGUUCCUCCGCUCUAAAGGUAGCCUCGAUUAUUGCUGACUUAAGCAUCGGAGUGUCUACCCCGAGGAUCCACCUCGGGGCUUUGCAGGUCAAUUCAGAGUGCAGAUCCGGACUAAAGAAGGACUUCUGGUUUGGUGCAGUUACAUUUUGGCGCCGUCUGUGGGAAGCUGAACUAAAGGCUCCUUUGUUGCUCUUAUCAUGGUUAAAACUAGGUCAGCCCGAGGUGGAAACUCGUCUAAGCCUCUUGGACGAGGUCAGGUCCCCAGCAACCUUCCACCUCAUCCUCCACCCCCAAACCCAAAUACAUUCCCUCCUGUUGAUCAUGCAGAAGGAGAAGACGAAAAUCAACCACACAAUUCGGUUAGCAACUCAGCCUCUACUGCUAACCAAGACGUAGUCACAACUCAGCUCGCGGCCAUGCAACAGCAAUUUGGUCCUCCAGCCCCACCACAAAAUCCUGACCCAGUUCAGCAUGCCCCCACUGUUAAUGAAUCUCAGGGCCAAUCUCACAUCGCACCAAUUAUGCAACCCCCUCGUGAUGAUGUCACUCGACGUUUAGAUAGCUUAGAAAAGCUAGUGGUCGAACAGCGAGGUGUCCCACCUCCACACCCUGCUACUGACUCCGUACCUCACCCUCUCAACACCAAUAUUAUACUGGAACCCUAUCCCGCUGGCUUCCGAAUACCACAGCUUGAAACUUAUGAUGGGACGAAGGACCCCGAUGAUCAUCUACAUGCUUUCUACUCUUGCAUGCAGGCCCAGAACGCCUCUGAUGCGUUGAUGUGUAAAAUCUUUCCCUUUACUCUCCGAGUGCUAGAGGUUAACUCUUUCGACCAAGUAGUAGGAAUUACAGCUGUGAUCUCGGGUCUCGGCCAUAAAAGAUUCAGAGAUAGUCUACUUAAACAUCCUGCCACCACCUUCAGUGAGAUUAAGAAUAAGAUGGACUUAAGACGUCUGGGUCCAAUGAGAACUGCUGCUGCUACCAGAGACCAUACUAGAGUGGAACAGCCAAGGUUUGUCAGAGAACAAGGGCCACAGCAUCAAGCAAUCCGCAAUCCCCCAAACAGACAAGGUAUGGGAUAUCAGCAAGCCCCACCCCCACUCCCACCACCAACUAGAGUCAUACACAUGAUUACGGGAGAUGAAGCCAUUAGUUCGGUCCUGGUGAGAGAGGAAGCCAAACAGCAGAAGCCAAUCUAUUACAUCAGCAGUGUGCUGCAUGGAGCAGAGCUGAGGUACCCACUUGCUGAGAAGGCAACUUUAGCAGUUGUCACUUCGGCCAGGAAGUUGAGGCCAUAUUUCCAAUCACACCCGAUCAUUAGAUCUGCAAUCCGAGCUCAAGCACUGGCAGAUUUUGUUGUGGAAUGCACUCCAUGUCAUUCAACAACCAAUCCAGAGCCCAACGAGUGGACUUUAUAUGUUGAUGGAGCAUCUAGUAGCAAAGGUUCAGGAGCUGGAGCUCUCUUGAUUGGCCCAGAUGGGUACCGGAGUGAACAUGCCCUGAAGUUCAACUUCGAUGCAACAAAUAACAUGGCUGAGUAUGAAGCUCUGCUACUUGGUUUACAGCUAGCGUUGGAGUUGAAAAUCAGCGCAAUCCAGGUGUACAGUGACUCCCAGCUGGUGGUGAAUCAAAUCAACUCAAUCUACGAAGUUGUCGAUCCGGUAAUGAUCAAGUAUGUAGCCCUCGUGGCCGAGCUGAAGUGCAAAUUUCAGAGGUUAUGUCUGAGCAAAAUCCCCAGGGCUGAGAAUGAACAGGCAGAUUCACUUUCUAAAUUUGCCUCGGAUAGCUCUUCCAGUUCUAGAUCAGUUUUUGUGGAAGUCUUAGACGCACCAAGCUUCACGAAGCCACGAGUGAUGGAAAUCAGCACAGACCCAGGUACGCCAAGCUGGACUGACUCAAUUGUCUCCUUCCUACGAGACGGGGUAAUACCUGAGGAUAAGCAGGAGGCAAUGAGGUUGAGGAAGAAAGCAUCUCGGUAUACACUUGUUGAUGGGAUCCUCUAUAAGAGAUCUUUCUCACUCCCUCUCCUACGGUGCUUGAAUCCAUAUGAAACAGAAUAUGCACUUAGGGAGGUGCAUGAAGGUGUUUGCGGAAGUCACAUAGGGGCUCGAACUUUGACUCAUAAAGUCCUUAGACAGGGUUAUUAUUGGCCCAACAUGUACAAGGAUGCUACUCACUUUGUUCAGAGAUGCAUGAAAUGCCAGUUCUUUGCGCACAUAACUCACCAGCCUGCAGAAGAACUCACUACUCUGGUCGCACCAUGGCCAUUUGCUCAGUGGGGCUUAGAUCUUUUGGGUCCAUUCGUGAAGGGGGUUGGUAGUGUAACCCACUUGAUUGUUGGUGUAGAUUAUUUCACAAAGUGGGUUGAAGCUCGGCCGUUAUCCAGUCUCACUUCCAAGAAGGCUGAAGACUUUGUUUUCAGCUCAAUCAUCUGGAGAUAUGGGAUCCCGAAUCAGAUUGUGGCUGAUAAUGGAACUCAAUUUAACUGCACCUCUUUUCAAGAUUUCUGCUCCAGUUACAGGAUUAAACUACAAUUCACCUCAGUUUACCAUCCAGAGUCCAACGGCAUGGUCGAAUCUGUUAACAAGUGCAUCUUAGAAGGUAUAAAGCCGAGGCUGGAACAACACAAGGCCAAAUGGGCAGACGAGCUCAACAACGUCCUCUGGGCAUACAGAACUACGAGUCAAACUGCCACAGGUGAAACACCUUAUCAUCUAGCUUUUGGUACCGAAGCAGUCAUUCAUAUCGAGAUUGGAGUUCCAAGCUUCAGAGUCACCCAUUUCGAUGAAAGACGGAAUGGACAACUGCUUCGGGAGAACCUUGAUUUGCUGGAUGACGUUAGAGAAGAAGCACGACUUCGAACUCUAGUCUACAAGCAGAAAAUAGCAAACUUCUACAAUAAACGAGUUCGACCCCGAACAUUCAAAGUAGGCGACCUUGUUCUCAGGAAAGCAGGUCUAACGGGGUUCGAAACUCGAUUCGGCAAAUUGGCACCAAACUGGGAAGGCCCCUACACUGUUGCCGAAGUGCCGCACCCAGGUGCUUAUAUCCUACGAGACACUGAAGGCAACCGGGUUCCCAGGGUCAGGAAUGUCAAUAAUUUGAAGAAAUUCUACCCUUAGCACACUUCUUUACAGUAAACUUUGUUUUAACCACCAUUAUUCUGAUUGCUGUACUAAAACUCAAUUCAUAUG
Rubroshorea leprosula is the source of this 3218-nucleotide messenger RNA. NCBI's taxonomy places the organism in Eukaryota, Viridiplantae, Streptophyta, Magnoliopsida, Malvales, Dipterocarpaceae. The record is from the annotation of a GenBank genome assembly.